AUGGCUGAGGUAUGUAAGUUCCUGUCCACUUUCCCAUCGGCGGUGACUCAUAAGGUAAAACUCUAAUUCAUUAGGUAGGUUUAAUCCCUUUAAUUUACUUAUUUGAAUUUAGA
This is a messenger RNA of Gryllus bimaculatus (two-spotted cricket), 113 nucleotides long. NCBI's taxonomy places the organism in Eukaryota, Metazoa, Arthropoda, Insecta, Orthoptera, Gryllidae. The record is from the annotation of a GenBank genome assembly.